This is a messenger RNA of Ilex paraguariensis (yerba mate), 684 nucleotides long. NCBI's taxonomy places the organism in Eukaryota, Viridiplantae, Streptophyta, Magnoliopsida, Aquifoliales, Aquifoliaceae. The record is from the annotation of a GenBank genome assembly.
AUGGUUGAUGAAAAUCUGGAUCGGCUAUUUGUUUUACCCUUAUAUUAUCCGAGGGAAUUUUUGGUUGAUCUGAUCGGAAGGCCAGGAGAAUUAUGCCGACCUGAUUCUUUACUUAAUGGUACAACUUCCGUUCUAGUUGCUUCUCCAUUGUGUCAUCCAAAGUUUAAAUCUGCUGAAGCUGGUGAGAACUUCAGGAUGUUGGCGAAAUUGUAUUUUGCUGAUGGCCAAUCACUUAAUAUAACAUUCGAUGAUGCUUCCUCGGGUAUUGCUACUGAUCAAGACAAUAGUGCACAUCUUCAGUUCCAUAAUCCUUAUAAAAUGAAUCAAAUUGACAGGAACAACUUUGAUCCCGUUUCAAGCAGUAUCUGUGAAUCUUCCACAUCAGCUUUGCCCCAAAGGGCUGCUUGGCCUAUUAAAGAUUUCCAGGGGCAAAAUUCUUAUAAACCUUUUCCAAAUGGUAUAAGCUCCACACACUUGGGCAAAGGCUCUGCACCCAAUCAGAUUCUACCGACACCACAUAGACCGAGUUUCGUGGAAGCAAAUCAGUUAGCAAGCUGUAAAUCAAGUCAUGAACUUUCUCUCAUCGAGGAGGAUUUUGACAUCCAAUGGAGUGAUCUUGAAUUAAAGGAGAAAAUUGGUGAAGGUUUCUGUUACUGCUUUAAGAAUAUCCUGAAGUGCGAGUAG